AUGGCACACCCCGCCCGACAUUCCGCUAUGAUGUCCGUCAGCAACAGCGCCCCAAACCAGUCAAACGCUAGCGACAAGCAGCAGCAGCAGCAGCCACCGCAGCAGAUUCAGCACAUCGCAAAUACCGGGUUGCGCGUCCCGUCGAACCGGAAAACCAUCUAUGACAGACAUCUGAAUCGCAGUCGAAAUGCGGAACUCAGCCGGGCAAGUUUCGCCUUUCUCUUUGCGGAGAUGGUCACAUAUGCCCAGAGGAGGGUAACGGGCAUUCAGGACCUGGAGAAACGAUUGAAUGAACAAGGAUACCCUCUGGGACUCCGUCUUCUUGAUCUACUCUACUACCGAACCAUAUCCAGCUCAACCUCAUCGUCUUUAUCUAGCUCGUCGACUUCUGCCGCUCCACCUAAUCGACCCCUCCGUAUCCUGCCCUUGCUCCAUCUCAUCCACGGUCCCCUCUGGCGACUGCUUUUCAAUCGCCCGGCAGAUGCUCUCGAGCACUCUGUGUCUCCCGACACACCCAACGAAUAUAUGAUUACGGAUAAUGACCCGCUUGUAAACACAUACAUCAGCGUACCCAAGGAAAUGAGCAUGCUUAACUGUGCGGCUUUCGUGGCGGGAAUCAUUGAGGGUGUCUGUGACGGUUGUGGCUUCGAGGCCAAGGUUACGGCUCACAAUCAACCAACGGAGAUGUGGCCUGGUCGGACGAUCUUCUUAGUGCGCUUUGGUGAGAGUGUUAUGGAGAGGGAGAAGGUACUGGAAAGGGCGGGCAUCAAAUAA
Messenger RNA from Aspergillus caelatus, 774 nucleotides. RefSeq names its product trafficking protein particle complex subunit 5. Gene Ontology annotation, cellular component: TRAPPIII protein complex; TRAPPI protein complex; TRAPPII protein complex. Bases 1 to 774 code for a protein of 257 amino acids. Lineage: Eukaryota; Fungi; Ascomycota; Eurotiomycetes; Eurotiales; Aspergillaceae. Gene Ontology annotation, biological process: endoplasmic reticulum to Golgi vesicle-mediated transport. The transcript is spliced from 2 exons. The record is from RefSeq and is a predicted model, not a curated record.